Alternaria alternata is the source of this 2435-nucleotide messenger RNA. Its product is annotated as WD40 repeat-like protein. The coding region runs from base 94 to 2190 and encodes 698 amino acids. The record is from RefSeq and is a predicted model, not a curated record. The transcript is spliced from 5 exons. Gene Ontology annotation, cellular component: Cul4-RING E3 ubiquitin ligase complex. Lineage: Eukaryota; Fungi; Ascomycota; Dothideomycetes; Pleosporales; Pleosporaceae. Gene Ontology annotation, biological process: proteasome-mediated ubiquitin-dependent protein catabolic process. Gene Ontology annotation, molecular function: protein binding.
GCGACUACUACAAAGCUCCCGCCCAUUACGAGCAUUGCUCUUAUAUCGCCUCGGCACAUCUUGCGACAUCUACAGAAUAACGUUUUCGCAAACAUGAGUUCGUCGCACGCCCCAACUAGUCCACCCGCCGAGGAUGACCCAGCCAGAACCAUUGUAUACGAUCCGAGCGACCCGUUCUGGCGAGAAACCGACGACGAGUAUGAUGACGACAUGGACUUUGUACCUGCAGAAGAGGGCACCGACGAUAACGAUGAAGGUGAAGCUGAUCUGAGCUUUCACGAUGCCGCAGAACGAUUGAGCAAUCUCAGCGGAGUGGAGAUCGCAUUCGAAUACACCGAUGAUAACGACGAUGACGACGACGAUGACGACGAAGAUGAAGAGAACGGAGAGGACGACGAAGAUGGAGACGAGAACGAGGAAGAGAACGACGAUGCAGAGGAAGACGAGAUGGACAACCCUCGCCAGCCAAUUAUGAUUACGCGCGAGCAGAUAAUGCAGUUGCUUGGACACGCUGGAUUGGGCCGCAUAUUCGCCACCGAUUUCAUUCCACGAUCCGCGCUCCGGCGACGCAGACUCGAUGAGGACGACGAAGACGAGGACGAAGACGAUGGCUACGACCCUCUCGGUUCGACGAGGACCUCUGGAAGGAGGCGACGACCACGAGGCAUAGAUUUGUUUGAAAAGGUGCCUAGCGAGCAGGGUCAGGAAUUGAUGCAAGGGGGCAACUUCGGAACAAAUCCUCGAUCGCAAGACACACUUAAGCGAAAAAAGAAGUUAGCUUACAACAUCAUGCGACGAGAGUUAGGUAUUGGUGGUGACGGUCGCCAGAAGAAUUCCACGAGAUUGUUGAGGCAAGAAAUGAUACCAGAAUCAGUGGCCGACACAAUCAUUCACUACAAUGCGCGAUGCUAUUCAGGACAGUUUUCAGACGAUGGCAACUUCUUCUUUUCAUGCGCUCAGGAUUUCAAAGUACGCAUGUAUGACACAUCGAAUCCAUACGAUUGGAAGUACUACAAGACUGUAAGGUAUGAUGGUGGUCAAUGGACGAUUACGGAUGCAUCAUUAAGUCCAGACAAUCGCUUUCUGGCAUACAGCUCCAUUAGGAGUAUUGUCGCACUAGCACACACCGACCCUGACAACGAUUCUGAACCACACUAUCUUGAUUUUGCAGACCUCGGUCGGCCUACCCCACGUGGGUAUCGCGGAUAUUUUGGUAUCUGGUCGAUAAGAUUCUCUGGCGAUGGUCGCGAAAUUGUAGCAGGAACGGGAGACAGUUCUGUUUAUGUAUACGACAUUGAACGUCGUCAGUCAGUGCUACGCAUACCAGGUCAUCAAGAUGAUGUGAAUGCAGUCUGCUUCGGCGACACUCAAUCGCCACAUAUUCUUUACUCUGGCUCCGACGACACAACGCUCAAGGUCUGGGAUCGAAGAAGUAUGGGUGACGGUCGCGAAGCCGGUGUUUUUCUGGGACACACUGAGGGCUUGACAUAUGUCGACAGCAAGGGAGAUGGACGAUACGUGCUUAGUAACGGCAAAGAUCAGACUGCUAAGCUGUGGGAUCUGAGGAAGAUGAUGUCAAAGGAGAAGGCAGACGGCAUUGAUCCCAAUGCAUACACCAACCGCUUCGAGUACCGAUCCAACGCAUACGACUUUGAUGAGUACCGUCCGCAUCCACAUGACUGCUCACUUGUUACGUUCCGCGGGCACAAGGUGUUGAAGACGCUUAUUCGAUGUCACUUUUCGCCUCCUGGUAGCACAGAUUCGCGAUAUGUUUACUCUGGCAGCUACGACGGCUCGGUCUACAUCUGGAACAUGGAUGCGACAAUUGCUGGCAAGGUCGAUGUUCUCAAGGCAACCAGGAACUCACGACCACGCGACCCAGAUCUUCUUGCUGGAAUGUACGAGCACUGGGGUAGAAACGAGGGCAGAUGGCAGACGUGUGUUCGUGACGCGAGUUGGCAUCCCAACGCACCUAUGAUUGCUGCAACCUCAUGGAACGGCUGGGGUACCUCACAGGGAACUUGCACAGUCCACACUUGGAACGAUGGCCUUGAAGAAGAUGAAGCAGAGCCUAAGAUUGGGAGGCGGGUCAAUGCACAACUGCAGCAUGAUGAACGGCUUUACACGAGUCCUGAGGGCAGGGCGAGACGACACCCCAUGUGGUAUGAAGACAUGAUGAAUGAGGAGUGAAAGCUCCUGCAUCGCUGACCCUUCUAGAAUUCCGACGGAUGGGUGAAUACAAGUGCUGCAUAUAGGGAUUUGGUGAGAAGUUGGGAAUGCAAUCGGAUGUUCACAGGGACUUCCGAUCUUGCUCAACAUCGCUGUCACAGCGUUACAAGCACCGCGUUAUCGUUCUACUCCACAUACACCGUUCACACCACAACACACAGUUCGUAGACCAAAUCAAGAUGAAUCCUGUGCAUGCCUAAAUUUGG